AAGAAAAAUGUCAAGCCCAGAAGGUUUUGCAGCUGUGUUUUACAGUGAGCCCUCAGUCUUGGGCUUCCUAGCCAAUGUCAUCAGCGCCUUGCUCGUGUGCUUGCAGAACUUCUUCUGGGCUCACACAAGCAUCCGACCACAGGGGAUCGAAAAUAUCCUCGCAGGGGUCCACCUUAUUCUGAUCGGAGGGUUCUCCCAGCUGUUGGCGGGAUUCCUCUCGUUCCGGAAAUACGACCACCUGGGCGGGACGGCAUUUCUGGCUUUCGCUGGUCUGUGGAGCAGCUACGGGGCCACUCGAAUCAUUUCGGGGGCCUACUCCCCCCAGACCAACCUGAACGUGAGCGAUGCCGCUCUUCAUCGUUCAAUGUCCACCGCCAUUCCGACCAUCAGGGAGGGCACGCUCCCGGGGAUGGUGGCUUAUAUUUUCAUCUCGUUUAUUCUGGCCUUCUGCUCGGCCACCGUGAACUACGUCAUGCCCUUCAUCUUUGGGGCCAUAACCCUCACCCUUGUGUUUGAGACGGUGGGCCUGUUUGGGGUCUGGGCCCUGGUGGUGUCCGGGGUCCUGGAGUUGGUCAUCGUCGUCUGUGGGCUCUACGGCGCUAUCGCGCUCCUGUUCAAGGGCAUUACCCAGAGGUUCGUGCUCCCCGGGUUCGGAAACCCUCUUUUCAACAUCUUGCUGUUGGGGUCCGCCAACCGCACCUCCUCCAAGAACAUCGGCGAAGAGAAGAAGAAGAACACAAAGUACGCUGAGCCCAUGGCCCUGAGCAACUUGUGUGACACCGUCUCCCCUUUCGUAUUUGCCUUCUUCUGCUUCGGUUAUUCGGACACCUUCUACCUCGGGGCGGUGUGGAUCACCAUCAACUCCUUCGGUCAGCUCCUCUCCAGCUAUUACGGCUACUUGCGAGACGAUGCCUAUUACACGACCAAGUUCGGAGUCCAUAGCCUUUAUUGGCUGGUGCAGUCGUGGGAACAGUUCACCCUAACGGUUUUCAUCAGGUCCCAGGAUGUGCAGGGGAGCAGGGAGGGAAUGUUUGGGGAUUGGUUUUUCUUGAUCGUCGCCUGCAUCCUCUCCGUGGCGUCUUUCAAUAAGGAUGUUUUAGAGGUCAUCCAAAAUGGCCUCUUUGUGCUCCUAACUAUAUCCACCCUCCAUCAGAUACCAAUCAAGGGAGGGUAUGUAUUCUUUGGAGUCGCCUGCUGCCUUUUCUUAGCCACUUCCCUGUAUGCCACUUUUGCUCGCCUCAUUAACUCCAUUGGCGAAAAGGCCCUGGUCCCCGUCGGUCCCCAGCUGGUAUCGACUGUGACCCUUGAGAAAUUCCUAGGCUUUCUCAAAAGCCGCCUCACUGGAGCUCAAGAGUUCUCAGAUACCACCAGCUGUCAGGUUUCUGAGGCCUUGUUCUAUGUCUGCAAUGGUUUGGCUGCCCUCUCCGCCAUCCAGGGCUCUCUGAACGAUCCCAUCCGGCACCACCUAGGUAUCCCCGCCGUGCUGAUUCCUGGAGCCAUAAUGCAGCUGUAUGUGGCCAGGAUUCAAGUCCAGAAAGGAAGAAGGUUUGGGGCGGUCCUGCCAUUCUGCUAUGCGGCCAUCUGGGCGACCUGGACCUGGCUUCGAUUUGCGGGUCAUCUGCUGAACAUCAGUCCUAAGAGUGAUGGAGGAUUCACGGCAGGGGCUGUUGCCUUUCUAGUGGUCAACGUCUUUUUGAUCCUUUUGGCUUCCCAAUCAAACUUAGUGUUACUCUUUCUGACUUUAAACAUGGAGAUCUUGAUUGUCUGUUUCCUUCUUUUCACCCUGGAAAGAUUACCUCUGCCCCUUGAGAUUGUGAUGUUAGCUCUUUUCUGCGCUAUCUGCGUCUACGGGACUUUGGCCUCUCUUGUCAACUGCGCAUUUGACAGAGAUCUUCUUCUGAUGGGCCCCUCUCUCUUCCUGGGGGAGAAGCAGAAAGAGGAAACCAGAUUAUCUCCACCAUGCCUGUGUCCUCUCUCGCACCGUACCAGCAGUCUGAGGAUCAUCGCAAAGCUCUUGGAUGACGGAGGGGUGUGUGGAGUACCCACCGACACUGUAUAUGCUCUGGCAGCCUCAUGUAAACACUCAGAAGCCAUUGAGAAGAUCUACAAAAUCAAGGACAGACCUCAAGACAAGCCUAUCUGCAUCUUCAUCUCAAAUUUAGACCAGUUGCGAGCUGCCAAUCCUCCCUUCACCCCCUUGCUCUGGGACUUCAUGGCCAGGGUUUAUCCCGGAAGCAUUGGCUGCAUCGUUAAGAAGGGAGAAUGGGUGAAGAAGUUGGGUGUCGGAGCUGGUUUCGAUCGAGUGGGCACCAAAGACAGCAUCAUGAUUCGAGUGCCUGACCAGACAGUCAUGGUCCACCUCGUCGAAAUGACCGGCCCCCUGGCCAUCACCUCGGCCAACCCCAGUGGGGAGAGCGACAGCACCCACCACGAAAUGGUCAUCUCUCGCCUUGGACACAAGCUCGAGGGCGUUCUUUGCGACGGAGAGUCCGAUGAAGUACUGGCAUCCACUGUGGUCAAUUGCCUGAGAAUAGAAGAAGGCACCAUCACCAUCCUGCGGGAAGGCUGUGUGUCAGCGGCCAAGGUGAUGCAGAUAUUUGAACAAGCAAAAAGCCGAGCAGUGUGAAUCCAAGGGGCAAAAUAACCAAUGCUCUUCAGUCCACCUAAUACCGGAAACCAAAAUCUUGUCUGAAACAUCGCUAUCCAUUUUUGGUACCUUCUCCAGGCCUCAGAUAUAUAGUAUUUUGCUGUUCCUUCUUCUGCACUCUGAAACAUGUCACAGAUCCUAGAAUGGCUUUGGAUCACUCUCUUUGUAGCUUCUAAAGUCAUUCUUGAGGCAACUAAAGACAAUGAUCUGAUGGGAGUUUGAUUCUAAAGUUUUGCCACCAACUUCUCCUUACCCACAGUAUUGGAAAGUUUCAGAAGCAGGACAGUAGAGUGAAACAAAACCAGAGUUGUCUGAUUGUAAAUUAAUACAUUUCUAUCAGUUCUAAGAAUCAAUCUUUAAGGAUAGGAUUGUCCCUGCAAAGGCUAGCUCCAAAGAGAGAAGUGAAUAUUAUUCUCACCAAGACUAAUAUGCAGUGGGUCAGGGAAAGAUAUAGAUUUCCCCCACUAGACUGUAAACCCAUUGUGUGCAGGGAAUGCGUCUGUUUAUUGUUGUACUGAACUCCCCCAAGUGCUUAGUACAGUGCUUUGCACAUAGUAAGCACUCAAUAAACAUGAUUGAGUGAACGAAUGAAUUCCCCAGAUUUCACCAUAUUGGGAAGAGUUGCAGUUGUAGAGGCGAGAAAUACCCACCGCUAUGAAGAUAUAUCGUCUUUGUCUUGGCCACACAGAUCACCACACUGAUCCUCUGUAACUUCCGUGAGAAUUCUGCUAUUUCUUCCUGUCGGGCUGGGCUUCAGGAAUAAUAUCUUUCUAAUCCGAAGCAGCACCUGGGUUUGUGGAUCCAAACCGGGACCUCAUCUGGCCUUCUUAAAUCCUAAAUUGGAGUUUUUCAUUCUGUGGCUCACUGAGGCUUUGGCGAGAAAAAGCCACAAACCCACUUGGAUUUUUCUACUUUCUGCUUGCUUUCCUCACCACUAUAAGAGCUUACUUUGGCAGGAUCUCAUCUAAUGCCUCUUUAGAAUUCCCGCCACUUCUUUGUUCAUUGUGCUGUACCUAGUAUACAGUCAAUAAAAACAGGAUGAUGACAAAA
Messenger RNA from Ornithorhynchus anatinus (platypus), 3697 nucleotides. RefSeq lists its product as uncharacterized. Gene Ontology annotation, cellular component: cytoplasm. Gene Ontology annotation, biological process: regulation of translational fidelity. Gene Ontology annotation, molecular function: nucleotidyltransferase activity; tRNA binding; double-stranded RNA binding. Bases 8 to 2626 code for a protein of 872 amino acids. The transcript has 10 exons. The record is from RefSeq and is a predicted model, not a curated record. NCBI's taxonomy places the organism in Eukaryota, Metazoa, Chordata, Mammalia, Monotremata, Ornithorhynchidae.